This is a messenger RNA of Oncorhynchus masou masou (cherry salmon), 2694 nucleotides long. Its product is annotated as melatonin receptor type 1B-like. Bases 1 to 891 code for a protein of 296 amino acids. The record is from RefSeq and is a predicted model, not a curated record. Gene Ontology annotation, biological process: G protein-coupled receptor signaling pathway. Gene Ontology annotation, molecular function: melatonin receptor activity. NCBI's taxonomy places the organism in Eukaryota, Metazoa, Chordata, Actinopteri, Salmoniformes, Salmonidae. The transcript has 3 exons. Gene Ontology annotation, cellular component: plasma membrane.
AUGUUGGAGGAACCAGGGAACGUGUUUGUGGUGAGCCUGGCCUUUGCUGACCUCGUGGUGGCCUUCUACCCCUACCCAUUGGUGCUCUAUGCCAUCUUCCAUGAUGGCUGGUCGCUGGGAGAGACACAGUGCAAAGUCAGUGGUUUCCUGAUGGGCCUGAGCGUCAUUGGCUCCAUCUUCAACAUCACCGGCAUCGCCAUCAACCGCUACUGUUACAUCUGUCACAGCUUUGCCUACGACAGGCUGUACAGCUACCGCAAUACCCUCUUACUGGUGGGGCUCAUCUGGCUUCUCACCAUCCUGGCCAUCAUACCAAACUUCUUCGUAGGGUCGCUCCAGUACGACCCCAGGGUGUAUUCGUGUACCUUUGCCCAGGCCGUCAGUACAUCGUACACCAUCACCGUGGUGGUGAUUCAUUUCUUUGUGCCCAUAGCCGUGGUUACCUUCUGCUACCUGAGGAUCUGGAUCCUGGUCAUCCAGGUGAGGAGGAAGGUGAAGUCAGAGGUGAAGCCCCGCCUCAAACCCAGCGACAUGCGCAACUUCAUCACCAUGUUCGUGGUGUUCGUGCUCUUUGCCAUCUGCUGGGCACCGCUCAACUUCAUCGGUCUGGCCGUGGCCAUCGACCCAGAGACGGUGGCGCCACGGAUCCCCGAGUGGCUGUUCGUGGUCAGCUACUUCAUGGCGUACUUCAACAGUUGCCUUAAUGCCAUCAUCUACGGCCUGCUCAACCAGAACUUCCGUAAGGAAUACAAACGGAUUAUCAUGUCCAUGUGGAUGCCUGGUCUGUUCUUCCAGGAGGCGUCACAGGGGGGUACAGAGGGUAUGAGGAGCAAGCCCUCACCCAGACUGGGACUCAACAACAAUGAUCACGUCAAGGGAGAGGCUUUGUGACGCUGACUCCAAGGUUCUUCUCUCCUCCACUCCUCUCCUCCACUCCUCCCCUAUGGUGUUGUUGGACUUGUUUCUUUUCUCUCUCUCUCUCUCUCUCUCUCUCUCUCUCUCUCUCUCUCUCUCUCUCUCUCUCUCUCUCUCUCUCUCUCUCUCUCUCUCUCUUUUCAGUCAUGGAGUUCCAUUUCUGUCCUGUAUCUCACUGACUGCACAGUUGUGCUGUUACCGAAGCCUCAAAGAACAGUCAGAAUGGUGCGUAUUAAAGAGAGAGAGAGACACACACAAAGGUGUUGACUGAUGCUAACUGACUGUGUUAUUCACAAUUCGAAGAGUGCCAUUCAUGAAGCAUAUAUGUUCUAACUUAUUAUGUAUCAUGUCCUUAAGUAAACACCUCAGGCUGCCUGCCUCCUCUCUGCUGCUGUAGCAUUAUUCAUUUCAAAGUUUAAGCCCCAAAAGUAUUAUUGCAUUUUUUUUUACCCCAUUACGCCCAUGACACUUUUGUAUAAGACAGGGUAUUUAAAGACACAUUUGUUAUCUUCACAGUUUCCUCUGUAAAAGUAUUUAUCACACAGUUUAUUUUCUAUAUCGAUAUAUAUCUAUAUCAUUAUGACAAUCAUUAUGGCCAGCGUACAUUAGCGUAGAAAACCAUUUGUAAAAACCCUAUUGGUUGUAAAUAACAAAUAAGCGAUGGAGCAUGCCAACGGUAGGAGCUCACAAGGUCCUACUACUAACUAGGCAAUUGGAUUGUCAAAAGGUGCCUGAUUUUAUGCUCAUGCUCUCAAACAGGAGAUUUACCAAAAACAACCACUUUACAAGUUAACCCAGUUAGUAUGGGUUAACUCGUUAGGGUUGGAGUCAGCAUAUAGCGUGAGGCUUAGAGUUACACAAGGAUAUAAGACUGAAUAGACAACUACAUUAGAUACAUCAGCAGAUUUGGUCAUUUCUGUUGAGUCAGGAAUGGGGUGCUGUGAUGCCCCUCGACGGAGUGUCCUGAAUAACCCUCGCUGGUACAUUAUAAGCACAAUAAAGCUGUUUUAUCUCGGACGACAUUGUACUUAUGCAGUUUACAGGUUUCAACUGUACUCUUAGUAAUGCAUGAAAACAUGUGACCUAUUCUAUGCAUUUUACACUUCAUGUCAUUACCUUAAAACACUACAGCAAACCAACUUACUCAAUACGAUAUGUGAAUAAGGACAAUACUGUUUUUAUGAAAAAGUUAAUCUUAGUACAAAUCAAGUGAAUUAAUUCAGGCCGUAAUGACGCUGAAUACCGUUGUUGUGAUACUGUGUUCCAUGAUGAUGAAGAAUGUGCAUGAUAAACGUUGAUGCUUUGUGUAUUGUUUUGGUUGUUUGCUUGUUUUUUAUUUUACUUUUGCUUUGAAGAAACUAGGGUGUCUAUUCAAUCCGUAUCGCGGAAGUUCAGCGUUACAGCGUGAUUGAAAUUUAAAAGCAAUGUUCCCGCGUUAGCAGAGACUACAUUCACUGUACACACUGCAUAUGUUAGUUCAAUCGGAAAUUACCUUCAUAUUUCUAUUGAUGAUCUUGUGAAAACUGCUGCUGAAGAUAUCGAUGAUGUUGACAAAGAUUAUAUGAUGAUGAUGGUAAGAGGAAGAUCAUUCUUAAUUGGCAUGUAUGCAUGUGGAUGCACAGGGAGAAGGAGCGCAGUGGUCAAGCUAUAAGAUUUGUAAUUUUUUAAUUAAGAGAAAUACAUUGUAUUUAUUGCUGUGAUUUACAUAUAAAACUGAUGAAGAAUAUGCUUUUGAAGGGUUGUCAAUGUAAAAGUUUAGAUGUUAAUAAAAACCUUUAC